CUUCGCCCCUCACCCCCUCACCUUAUAUAUACUCACAACAAUUAAACAACCCAAAUCAUACUCUCUUCUCUUCUCUUCUCUUUUUCCACUUCCCUUUAUAUAUCGAACCACUCACAAAUACAAACCUUUCCUAUAUCUCUCCUCAGUCCUCUCUCAUUGCACUCGUCGAUUUCAAAAUAUGGCAAAUGCAGCAUCAGGUAUGGCAGUCCAUGAUGACUGCAAGCUAAAGUUCUUAGAACUCAAGGCCAAGAGGACUUAUAGGUUUAUCGUUUUCAAGAUUGAGGAGAAGCAGAAGCAAGUUGUUGUCGAGAAGCUUGGUGAGCCAGCACAAGGAUAUGAUGAUUUCACUGCCAGUCUCCCUGCUGAUGAGUGCCGAUAUGCUGUCUAUGAUUUUGAUUUUGUCACUGAAGAGCUUUGCCAGAAAAGCAGGAUUUUCUUCAUUGCUUGGUCCCCAGAUACAGCUAGGGUUAGGAGCAAGAUGAUUUAUGCUAGCUCCAAAGAGAGAUUCAAGAGGGAACUUGAUGGAAUUCAAGUAGAGUUGCAGGCAACUGAUCCUACUGAGAUGGGUCUUGAUGUCUUCAGAAGCCGCACCAAUUAAACUAUUGUAAACUAUUGUGAUUAGGAAUAGAAGGAGUUAUCAUGAAGACUCUUUAUGGAGAUGUAUGUCUAUAUACACAAUUUGUGGAAUGGUCAACUUGGGUAAUUAUGGACUCCAUUGUUCCAGGUUUUGACAUGUAGUCUAUUACACCUUCAAAACAAGCUUCUUUUGUUCCAGUGUAUCUUGUGGUUUGUGAUUCUUACAGAAUCUGAUCUGUAUCCGAGUGGCAUUGAUUUAAUAUGGGCACUUGUCAUUUGAUAUUUUUACUGA
Messenger RNA from Arachis duranensis, 868 nucleotides. Its product is annotated as actin-depolymerizing factor 2. Gene Ontology annotation, molecular function: actin filament binding. Lineage: Eukaryota; Viridiplantae; Streptophyta; Magnoliopsida; Fabales; Fabaceae. Gene Ontology annotation, biological process: actin filament depolymerization. The record is from RefSeq and is a predicted model, not a curated record. The coding region runs from base 179 to 598 and encodes 139 amino acids. Gene Ontology annotation, cellular component: cytoplasm; actin cytoskeleton. The transcript has 3 exons.